Aphanomyces invadans is the source of this 1986-nucleotide messenger RNA. RefSeq lists its product as hypothetical. NCBI's taxonomy places the organism in Eukaryota, Oomycota, Saprolegniomycetes, Saprolegniales, Verrucalvaceae. The transcript is spliced from 7 exons. The coding region runs from base 1 to 1986 and encodes 661 amino acids. The record is from RefSeq and is a predicted model, not a curated record. Gene Ontology annotation, molecular function: peptidase activity.
AUGCCACCUGAGUUAGCCAAGUCCAUGUCGUUCGGGGGAAUGUCCAGUCGAAGUGGCAGUCGUCACCGUGGCCAGCUCGCAAGCGUGCGAAGCCAAUUGUCGAUUCAACGAAGCUCCAGUGCUCGCAGUGCAAACUCGAAUCGCAGCAAUCGAAGCACCCACAGUUUGCGCGACAGUUGUGGCGUCUCGACGGGCUGCGACAGCAUCAAGGACCUCAAGUUCGAUGCAAUGCUCGAGCCGGACGCAGGGUCGAACCACACGCUCGUGGACAGCGCGUUCCGAGACAAAGGGUACCAAUGGAUCAUCAACCAGGUUGAGCGCAAGACCACUGCCGCCCUCGACGUACACAAAAAGUACUUGGACGACGACGUGCAACAUGACGUCAAGCUCUUCCAUGGCGGGGACGUCGUCGAUGCGGCGCGGAAUCGCAUCGUGCUGACCAACUUGGACGUGUUUGCCAAUUGUUUGUGGGACACUCUGACCGAGUCGGCCGCCACCCCGAUGUGGAGAAUACAGAGACUGGAAGAGGUCGACGCGGCCACGUGCUACACACAAGUGUCUGUGGUCGACGGCAUCAGCCCUGGUCACCCCCUUGUCAUGAAUGUGCUCCUAAGGCUAGUGCGCGUUUCGGUGGAUCGCCAAGUAAUUGUCCUGCGCAGCAUCGCUGAAGACGCCAAGUUCCCGCUCCCGCAUCAGUCGAUUGCGUUCAGUGUCAGUGGAUGGAUCGUGCUGGAUCGCACGUUGACCCCAACGAAGAGGCGGCUCGGGGAUCGCGCCGAGACACAAGCGCCCGACAAAGGUUUUGCCCCCAUGCACGACGACGACCCCGAUCAAGCCGCGGCCAUUUUGGGCGACUGGCUCAUGGAUGCGAUCGGUUGUGGGCCGAUUCGUGUAAUGGAGCCGCCGCCAUUCGCCCCCGCAACUCGGGCGGUGCUGCUGGGCUUUCUCGCCGCAGUACCGCUAGUGAUGUUGCUGGUGGCUCCGUGGACAGAGCUGCUUCCUUUGGGUGUGUUGUACACUCCUCCAGGCCUCGUUGCCGUCGCUGUGCUGCGCUACACUCACUCCAAGAACAAAACGAGCUGUACCAAUCGUGUCGACAUCGAUGCACUCGUCCACUUGUUCCUCGCUGGUUGCUCGAUUGGCGUGAUCGUGGCCAUGCUGAUCGAAAUGGUCUUAACUUUGGUGGCCCAGGGGUGUUUCCUAGUCGUGGACAACCGCGAUGUCCUCGGGCAAAUCGAGCGGUAUCGUGCUGAGCACCCUGGGAACGGCACCUCUGCAGGAGAUAUUCUUGCGCACAUCCGCGUCCGGCACUCGUUCAGCAUCCUCCUCACGCUCUCUUUCAUGGCGUUCAUCGUAGCUGGUACCGUGGAAGAGUCUGUCAAGGCGUGGCUUGUGCUGCGUCGACCUUGCCGACCGUGCUGCUCGACGUACUGCGAUCAUCUCAGCCGCACGUCCGACGUGCCGAUGGAGCCGUCGCUACAAUCCCGUGAUUCAGUCGUCCAGACGUCGCCACGUCAAGUGGUCCUGGGUUUCAUCGUUGUCGGGUGUGGGUUUUCUACGAUGGAAAACGCCUUGUACGCUUUCCUUGCCCCGUCACUCGCCAUGCAACUCUGGACAGCCGCGAUCCGAAGCGCUUUGGCCACCCCGCUGCACAUGAUCUGUGCCUCCCUCACGGGCAUGCAUCUCGUGCUGCAGCUUCGACAAAACCCACCGACCACACGCAGUCGGUGGGACGUCCUUCGCGCCAUUGCCCCGGCCAUGCUCCUUCACGGCGUCUACGAUCUCCAAGCGUUUCUCUUUACAUUUUGGCUCGAAGUUGACGAUGGCAGUGUGAUGUCACUCAGUGCAUCGGUGCUGUGCCUUGUCGUCGGUGGCCUGUACUUGAACUACCUGCGAGGUCGCAUUCAAUGGGAUGACGUGUACCAUGCUGUCCCCAGUGUCGAGGACGCGGCGGACUUUCGUGCCUCGGCUACAACGCUCGUGUAG